AUGAAGAUUUGCCAUCCGGACAUCGCUGGCGAUGAUGGUGAAGAGAUUUGCAUAUUGCUCAAUGAUGCAUAUGACCUCCUCUCUGAUCCAAAGGAAAAGAAGGCAUACGAUAUCGAACUGCAUGGUGCAAACGGGAUGCCCAAGCCAGUGCAGAUCUCAGUCAGCACGCUAGCUGGUGAACAUGAGUGGACCUCAAAGGCUGGCAACAAGAAGAUGAAGCCAGUCUACAAUGGACGGCCGCUGUCACGCUCCCUCCACCGUAAAGUCCCACCAGAAGAUCAAGGUGAGAAGUGGAACGACGAGAAAUUUGUUUUUGUUGAUGAGUGGACCUGCAUCGCAUGUCGCAACUGCUGCGAUGUUGCACCCCGAACUUUUUGUAUCGAUGCAGAUGCAGGGCGUGCACGUGUCUUCGCACAGUGGGGCAACAGCGAGGAGUUGCUGGACUAUGCUGUGCAAGCUUGUCCGGUUGACUGCAUCUACUGGGUGAGUCGGGAUGAGCUACAAGUGCUGGAGUAUGUGACGAGGGACCGAAUGUUUGAGAAUGGCAACACUGUCCCGUGCUCAAUGGCUGCUCGUCAGGGUACCGGCGGAGGUGCCUUGGCGAAAAGCGGACCGCUGGGUUGGACUUGUUCCCAGUCCACACGAACCCAUCAGACUUUGUAG
This is a messenger RNA of Durusdinium trenchii, 663 nucleotides long. NCBI's taxonomy places the organism in Eukaryota, Dinophyceae, Suessiales, Symbiodiniaceae. The record is from the annotation of a GenBank genome assembly.